This is a messenger RNA of Plasmopara halstedii, 687 nucleotides long. RefSeq lists its product as hypothetical. Lineage: Eukaryota; Oomycota; Peronosporomycetes; Peronosporales; Peronosporaceae. The transcript has a single exon. The record is from RefSeq and is a predicted model, not a curated record. The coding region runs from base 1 to 687 and encodes 228 amino acids.
AUGACCAUCCGACAACCGCCAGACACACGUCGACGCACACACACAGGCGUCACUUCUUCUGCGCUAUCUGCAGCUGCCUCAACCACAAAAACUCGACGUUUCAGUCUCGACCAGACCAGUACAACGUCCGUUAUCUAUUGCGAAGGCUAUGCGCGCAUUAAGAGGCGUAACGUCUUGACGUGGAACACGCGUUUUCUGGUGUUGAGCAAUACAGAACUGCUUGUAUUUUCGAAUAAACAAGACGCCACUUGCCGUCGCAACGUCUUGGAGACGCUGAAGUUAGUCAGUGGUCGUGUGACGCCAAAGUACGAGCUAGGAAUCGAGUUUACCCUCACAGAUGGACGGGAACUUCUUGCUCGCGUGUUCAGCCGUGCGGAUCAGACACAAUGGGUUUCCGCAUUCUAUCAACUUGCAAUGCGUAGCGACGUGCGACGUAUGAAAAGCUCUUCUAUGGAUGCGCAAAGCGAUGUGAACGCGGUCGAGACACGUCGGGUCUCCUUUUUUGGCAGUGUACUGGUGCGCACUAUCCCAGCUGUACCAGACGAUCAAGUACCGGAGCUAUUUUACAGCAAAAAAGAUGUGGAAAGGUUCUCAGAACAGGCCUCGAGUCUAUUAGGUCGAACAGAGGAAGCUGUGUCGCUUGCCUUUCGAAAGCCGACGCUUCCGUGGCGCAGACAGGUCGUGUAG